Fomitiporia mediterranea MF3/22 is the source of this 1299-nucleotide messenger RNA. RefSeq names its product NAD-binding protein. Gene Ontology annotation, molecular function: oxidoreductase activity; nucleotide binding. NCBI's taxonomy places the organism in Eukaryota, Fungi, Basidiomycota, Agaricomycetes, Hymenochaetales, Hymenochaetaceae. Gene Ontology annotation, cellular component: cytoplasm. Gene Ontology annotation, biological process: NADPH regeneration. The record is from RefSeq and is a predicted model, not a curated record. The transcript has 4 exons. Bases 1 to 1176 code for a protein of 391 amino acids.
AUGUCGUCUGGGUACUCUCCGACGUCUAUCGCCAUCCUGGGUGCUGGAAUAUUUGCCAAGGAAGCACACCUCCCGGCAAUAGCUGCACUCGGGAACAGAGUCCUUCUGCGCGCUGUUUACUCUCGCUCGCAUAAAUCUGCAUCAGAGCUUGCAGAAGCCGCGAAAUCAACUUUGAAACUUGAAGAUCUGCCCAAGAUCUACUCUGACGACACCGAUCCAGGAUCCACGCUCGAUGCGUUGUUGGCUCGACCUGACAUCGACGCCGUUAUUGUCGUACUUCCGAUCACUACACAGCCCAACAUAGUCAUUAAAUGCCUGGGAGCUGGUAAACAUGUCUUAUCCGAGAAGCCUGUUGCACCAGAUGUUAAGUCGGGUCUCGAACUCAUCGCAUCAUAUGAGAAAGAUUUCAAGCCGAAGGGCCUCAUCUGGCGUGUUGCGGAAAACUAUGAAGCGGAACCGGGUUACCGGAGGGCCGCCGAAGUGAUCAGGCAGGGCAAGAUAGGGGAGAUCCGCUUUUUUAGACUUACAGCAGUCGGCUAUGUUGGUAAAGAUAGCAAAUGGUACAAGACCCCAUGGCGCACUGUGCCUGACUAUCAAGGUGGCUUUCUGCUUGAUGGAGGAGUCCAUUCAGUGGCGCUAUUGCGUAUGCUUUUACCGGAGCCUAUGAAGCAAGUCACAUCGUUCGCGUCUCUUUCAAGGCCACAUCUACCACCUCACGACACAGUUACAGCCCUUAUUUCAUGCACGUCUUCAUCUGACAAGGCAAGCGAACCCAAGGAUAAGAAGGCACAUGGAAUUUUUGAGUUGAGCUUCGCGGCGCCUGCACCUUCCCGUUCAAAGGUCGGGAAUACGACGAUCAUCACUGGAGACAAAGGCUGGCUUCAGAUUGCUACGGGUGUGAAAGUCGGAGAGAAGAACGUCGUACGUGUGACCGUCCACGUUGUUACACACGAACAGGAGAAGGAGGGCGACGAACUUGAGGAGAAAGAGGAGAUAAUCGAAGAGGAACAGAAGAGUAUCAAAUUGGAGAUUUCGAGUUUCCUCGAUGCGCUGAAAGGCACGGACGACGGAAUUGGGAAUCCGAGAGCUGCACUUGUAGACGUCGCUGUCAUACAAGCCGCAUUGACAAGCGAAGGCGUGCCUGUUGACCUCGAUAAGUUGGUCAAAAGUGGAUAAGGACCAAUGGCUGGAACGAUAUCUGCUAUUUUAGGAUUUCAAAGGUGAAACAGACAUAGAUUCACAGAAGAAAGUUUGAGCUGUAAUAUUAGACCGGAGACAAUACUGAAAAUUGAGACAUCC